AUGCCCAAGCUGACACUUGAUUCAGCUGCUGAACACUUCGUACAGAGCACAGUCCUGCGCCAAAAUGAUGCCGAGUGGCGUCUCCACCGCCGAUUUGUGCAUAUAGUCCUUAGUCAAGCUGCUGUCAAACAAUACCACCCUGUACAGGAAGACCUCGCCCGUCGACUCUGCUUCUCCUUGUUGACUCACCCCGAAAAUUUCAAUGCCGAUCUAAGGCUAUUUUCCGGCCGUGUUGUUAUUGCUGUCACGUAUGGCCUUUCAGUCGAUACCGCUGACAGUAAAUAUAUCAAGCAUGCAGAUGCGACUAUGGAUCUGAAGGAAGUCGUGGUCGGAAAACAAAUGAUCGAAGACCUGAUUACAGCGCCAUUCGAGCAUGUGGAGCGGGACAUGCGUGAUGGAUCAGCCGUUCCAUCAUUGACUCAGGAGCUACUAUCGAUGGAAAAGGACGAUAUAUCCGACUUCGAACAAUCUGUCAAAUGGGCGACUGGUUCAAUGUACGGCGCGGGUGCUGAAUCAGCUAGGUUGUUUGAUCUCAGUGUCGGCCGUACAUAUGCCACCCUCCUUGUCUUUGUGCUCGCCAUGGCGUUGCACCCCAAGGUACAGCUGCAAGCCCAAAAAGAAAUUGACGAAGUUAUUGGAUCGCAGCGCUUGCCGGGUAUAGCGGACAAAGCCCAACUGCCAUUUGUCAAUGCCGUCAUCAAAGAGACUAUACGGUGGCGUCCUAUAGUGCCGCUGACCUUGGGCCGGCGUACAUCUCAAGAUGAUAUCUAUCGUGGUCUCUUUAUCCCGAAAGGUGCUAUGGUGGUCCCGAACGUGUGGGCAGUCGCUUUCGCAGCGAACGAGAGGUACGACCCGCAGCAAUUUCUACCGGAGCGAUUUCUAGAUCCAACUGAAGACGUCGUCGACCCAUCGUCCUGGGCUUUCGGUUUCGGGAAAAGGAUGUGCCCUGGUAAAGCCCUUGGGGAGAACUCUGUUUUCAUUGCGAUCACUUCUAUUCUAUGGGCUUUCACGAUCUCGCCACCUAAGCAUGGUUCCUUGAACCCGAAAUUCACCCACAAGCUCAUUAGGUGUGUGCCCUAG
This is a messenger RNA of Pleurotus ostreatus (oyster mushroom), 1080 nucleotides long. RefSeq lists its product as uncharacterized. Lineage: Eukaryota; Fungi; Basidiomycota; Agaricomycetes; Agaricales; Pleurotaceae. The record is from RefSeq and is a predicted model, not a curated record. The transcript is spliced from 10 exons. Gene Ontology annotation, molecular function: oxidoreductase activity, acting on paired donors, with incorporation or reduction of molecular oxygen; monooxygenase activity; heme binding. Bases 1 to 1080 code for a protein of 359 amino acids.